AGCUCAUUUUCUUCCAUUUCAAACUUUGCCAAGGAAAACAAACACGCAUAUUCAUAGUUUAUAUGUGUGUCGCUGUACCCUCCAAUUAAACAUACAUAUAAUAUAGUUUGUAGGUCUGUAUGCUUGAGCGUUUUCUUGUGCUUUAGCUGGGGUCAUGAGCGGAAUCAUGUCCGAUAAUCCUACCGAUUGGUCCCAGUUCUAUCAACAAAACCUUUCUAACCAGGUCUUACCCCCUAUUCGACCCAUGUUCAGGGAUCGAGUCGCGGAUUCCACUACUGUCACCACCACCACCAUCAAUACGUCUAGUGUCCCGAACCCCAUGGGUUCGAGCAAUUCCAGCUCAAGUGCUGGUAGUCAUUUGAGUCCCGAAGGUCGUGUCGCCAAGCCUAUUCGUAAGAGGUCUAGGGCUUCAAGAAGAACCCCUACAACAUUACUCAACACAGACACCGCAAAUUUCCGAGCCAUGGUGCAACAAUUCACUGGCGGUCCUAGUGCACCAUUUGCAUCAGGGUCACAAAUUAAUGCAACAAAUUUUGGUUUUGCAUUAGGUGCUUAUCGUCAAGCUCAUCAUGUUAAUCAACCUAGUCCAGCCAUGAUGCCUCCUGCAGGGUAUAAUUUGCAGUAUCAGCAGCAGCAGCAGCAAUUUCAGCAGCAAGGCCAGCAUCCAUCAUCAUACAUGUUUUCAUUGAGCAACAGUAAUAUUGGCACUAGCACCACCACCACCACCCCUGGUGAUAUGUUUUUCCAGAGACUUGGAAACCCUAGACCUACUACGAGUAUGGAAGUUUCUGAUCAUGGGUUUGGCACAACAGAAGGAGCUGUCAUUUCUUCCCUGGUGGCUCCUCCUUCUAGGCCUCCACCUUCCAGCUCCAAUGAGAAUAAAAGCAAUACUUUCUUAUUCUGAGAGGGACAUAAAGAUAAAAGUUAGGCACUGACUUGUCAUGUGAGACAACCAUUGACCAACGUAAAUACCAUGUUACUAGCUCACACUUUAAUUAUAGCAAUAUUACCUUUUAUUUCCUUUCAUAUUUGUUUUUUCAUCUUUUCUAGGUUCUAAAAUGUGGCAAUUAUUAUUCUAUCCAAGGCCGCCACGUGCUUUGUUUCUAA
Populus euphratica (Euphrates poplar) is the source of this 1107-nucleotide messenger RNA. RefSeq lists its product as uncharacterized. Bases 155 to 904 code for a protein of 249 amino acids. The record is from RefSeq and is a predicted model, not a curated record. Lineage: Eukaryota; Viridiplantae; Streptophyta; Magnoliopsida; Malpighiales; Salicaceae. The transcript has a single exon.